AUGGACUCAAGUUCAUCGUCAACACUUCUUCAACAUCAAACAUUUUUAACUACAUUUAUUAAAAGUGAAUAUAAUUCAACUAACAAUCAACAAUAUCCUUUGCCAAUCUAUCCAUUACCAUCAAUGAGUAGUGGUGGAAGUGAUUCAAAUUCAAGUUCACCUUCAACACCAAUGCACAUCGAUGAGAAUUAUCUUGAUGUGCCAACAAAUAAUUUAAAUAAUGAAAAUCAUUUAUUAGAAUCUUCAAAUAACAAUUCAAAUAAUCAACGUCGUUCACGUCGUACAGCACGUUUAUCACGUCGAUUAAGUAAUCAACCAUAUCCUUCGACGUCAUCAUCUUCGCACCGUAUAUCAUCAAAACGACGACAACAACAACAGCAGCAACAGCAACAGCAAGAACAAUCAAUGUCCCAAGAUGAUGUUCAAAAUCAACGUGCUAUUGCUAAUGUACGUGAAAGACAACGUACACAAUCAUUGAAUGAUGCAUUUGCACAUCUUCGCCAUAUUAUUCCAACUUUACCAUCGGAUAAAUUAUCGAAAAUUCAAACGUUAAAAUUAGCAACACGUUAUAUUGAUUUUCUUUAUCAAAUUUUACGUACAGAUGAAGAACAGGCCUCAUCAUCCAAUAUUUCAUUAGCACAUGCAACUCCAACACCACAAAUUCAGCAACAUCAUCAUCACCAUCAGCAACAACAACAACAACAGCAACAACUACAGCCACCACCACCACCACCACCACAACAGCCACAGCCACAACAACAACAACAACAACAACAUACACAUGAUACAGAAUCUUCACCAUCAUCACAACCAAAUGAACGUACAUUAAGUUACGCAUUUAGUGUAUGGCGUAUGGAAGGUGCUUGGUCAGCUAAUGGUAAUACAAGUAAUGGACAACAAACAUCAAUCAGUAAUGGAUCAUUUUCUCCUGAUGAUUAUCAAGAAAACUAA
This is a messenger RNA of Rotaria socialis, 951 nucleotides long. The record is from the annotation of a GenBank genome assembly. Lineage: Eukaryota; Metazoa; Rotifera; Eurotatoria; Philodinida; Philodinidae.